This is a messenger RNA of Talaromyces atroroseus, 1656 nucleotides long. RefSeq lists its product as hypothetical. Gene Ontology annotation, biological process: carbohydrate transport; transmembrane transport. NCBI's taxonomy places the organism in Eukaryota, Fungi, Ascomycota, Eurotiomycetes, Eurotiales, Trichocomaceae. The record is from RefSeq and is a predicted model, not a curated record. The transcript has 2 exons. Gene Ontology annotation, molecular function: carbohydrate:proton symporter activity. Bases 1 to 1656 code for a protein of 551 amino acids. Gene Ontology annotation, cellular component: membrane.
AUGGUUGUCGGAAACAUCUAUGUGAUUGCCGCCACGGCCGUCGUGGGCGGUGGUCUGUUCGGCUUCGAUAUCGCCUCGGUAUCGGCCCAAUUGACUGAGAUGUCCUACCUGUGUUAUUUCAACCAGGGCCCUAACGGCCCUCCCUUCGAUGAUUCCCCGACAUGCAAUGGUCCUACAGCUCUGCAUCAGGGAGGCAUCACUGCUGCCAUGCCUGCAGGUUCAUGGCUAGGAGCUCUUAUCUCUGGUCCUGUUUCUGACCGCAUCGGUCGAAAGAAGUCUAUCAUGAUUGGCUGUGUCAUUUGGGUUAUCGGCUCUACUCUUAUCUGUGCUGCGCAAAACAUUGCUAUGCUUUGUGUUGGCCGUGUCAUCAAUGGUUUGGCGGUCGGAUUCGAAUCAGCACAAGUGCCGGUCUACAUUUCUGAGAUCUCCCCUCCCUCCCAACGUGGUCGUUUCGUCGGCCUGCAACAAUGGGCGAUCACUUGGGGUAUUCUUAUCAUGUACUAUAUCUCUUACGGAUGUUCCUUCAUCGGAGGUACCACUUCUAGCGACUACAGCACCGCCGCGUGGCGUGUUCCCUGGGGCUUGCAGAUGCUCCCCGCUAUAUUCCUCUUCUUCGGCAUGCUCCUCUUGCCCGAGUCUCCUCGUUGGCUGGCUCGCAAAGACCGGUGGGAGGAAUGUCACUCGGUUUUGACCCUGGUCCACGGCAAAGGCGACCCCAAUCAUCCCUUCGUUCACGUUGAAUUGCAAGAUAUUAAGGAGAUGUGCGAAUUUGAGCGUCGCAACGCCGAUGUCACCUACCUCGAUCUCUUCAAGCCCAACAUGAUCAACCGUACCAUGAUUGGCCUCUGGACUCAAAUUUGGUCUCAGCUCACUGGUAUGAACGUCAUGAUGUACUACAUUGGCUAUAUCUUUACGAUGGCUGGUUACUCUGGCAACUCCACUCUGUUGGCAUCUUCUAUCCAGUACAUCAUCAACGUUGUUAUGACUCUCCCUGCCUUGUACUUCCUUGAUCGCGUGGGACGCCGUCCCUUGAUGAUAGCUGGUGGUGCUCUCAUGACCAUCUUCAUGUUUGUCAACGCUGGUAUCAUGGGGGGCACAGGUGAAGUCGUUCCCGGUGGUAUCGAUCAUGUUGUUGAAGAGUCCAUGAGGGUGACGGGUGCUGCCGCCAAUGGACUGAUUGCCUGCACUUAUCUAUUUGUUGCUUCAUAUGCUCCUACCUGGGGCCCAGCUUCCUGGGUUUACCCGCCAGAGUUGUUCCCUCUCCGCUUCCGUGGUAAAGGUGUCGCUUUCGCCACCUCUGGUAACUGGGCUUUCAACAUGGCUCUGGGCUUGUUUACCCCUACUGCAUUCAGCAACAUUCGCUAUAAGACUUAUAUCAUUUUCGGCUGCUUCAACCUUGCUUUGACUCUUCACACCUUCUUUGGUUUCCCCGAAACGGCCGGAAAGACUCUUGAAGAAACUGAAGCCAUGUUUGAGGACCCUAAUGGUAUCCCAUACAUAGGAACCGCGCCCUGGAAGACGUCGGUCUCCUUCAAGCGUAUGGCCGCUAUUGAGCAUGGGACUGUCGAUGUCAAGUCUACCUUGGGUGCUGUUCACUUGGAAGACGGUGCUGCUGAGGGAGAGAAGGCCGUUGAAGCUUCCACUGCAGCUGUAUAA